Messenger RNA from Tarenaya hassleriana, 1331 nucleotides. Its product is annotated as GDSL esterase/lipase At3g50400. The coding region runs from base 3 to 1130 and encodes 375 amino acids. The record is from RefSeq and is a predicted model, not a curated record. Gene Ontology annotation, molecular function: hydrolase activity, acting on ester bonds. NCBI's taxonomy places the organism in Eukaryota, Viridiplantae, Streptophyta, Magnoliopsida, Brassicales, Cleomaceae. The transcript is spliced from 5 exons.
AUAUGGCUAUGACCAAAACGUUAUUCGUAUUGUUCUUAUCGAUCAUAUUCUUCUCCUCGAGGCUUAGAUUUUCGUUGGCUGCGGACAAGAACUCGUUGGCUGCGUCUUUUGUCUUCGGGGACUCUCUGGUGGAUGCAGGGAACAACAAUUACUUGCAGACACUUUCAAGGGCCAAUUUGCCUCCAAACGGUAUCGAUUUCAAGGCCUCCGGCGGAAAUCCCACCGGCCGCUUCACCAACGGCCGUACCAUUGCCGAUAUCGUAGGGGAGGAACUAGGGCAGCCAAAUUAUGCUGUUCCAUAUUUGGCCCCAAAUGCAAGUGGUGAAGCUAUUUUAAAUGGUGUGAAUUAUGCUUCUGGGGCUGGUGGAAUAUUGAACGCCACCGGGAGUGUCUUUGUGAACAGGGUGGGGAUGGAUAUACAGGUGGACUACUUUGGAAUAACGAGAAAGCAAUUGGACCGACUGUUGGGCCCAGAAAAGGCCACAGAUUACGUAAGGAAGAGAUCCAUUUUCUCCAUAGUCAUUGGAGCCAACGACUUCCUAAACAAUUACCUCGUCCCCUUUGUCGCCGCUCAAGCCCGUUUGACCCAACCCCCCGACGCCUUCGUCGACUCCAUGAUCUCUCACCUCCGCGACCAGCUCACGAGAUUGUACAAUUUGGAUGCUCGGAAAUUCGUGGUGGGAAACGUGGGUCCGAUCGGUUGUAUACCGUACCAAAAGGUGAUAAGCCAAUUGAAGGAGAACGAGUGCGUGGAUUUGGCUAAUAAGCUCGCUCUCCGGUACAAUUCUCGGCUCAAGGAUCUCUUGCUAGUUGAGAUGAAAAACAAAUUUAACGACGCCAACUUCGUAUACGCCAACGUAUACGAUCUCGUCAUGGAACUCAUCGUCAACUACAAAGACUACGGGUUUGAGACGGCGAGUGAGGCGUGCUGUGCGAACGGAGGAGGGAGGAUCGUGGGGAUAUUACCGUGUGGGCCCACGUCGAAUCUGUGCGUUGACCGGUCAAAGCACGUAUUUUGGGACGCAUACCAUCCCAGCGAGGCAGCUAACCUCUUCAUCGCCAAACAACUCCUCCACGGCGAUUCCACUUACAUUUCCCCUUUCAAUCUCUUCCGCCUUCGCGAUCUCUGAUUCGUUCUUUCCUUUCUCUCUUUUUAAAUCUUGCUUAUGCCCUGUUUGUUUCUGUGUUCAAUUGUCCUUUUUUUUUUCUUUGUAUUGAUUGAGCAAAGUUUAUUCGAUUUCUUAUGGUUUAAUAUGAUAUAAUGACCAUAACAUUGAAAUUUUUUAAUGCUAUGGUUAGAGAUUUCAGCGGUGUAGUGCAAUAGGGUUCGA